Pseudozyma hubeiensis SY62 is the source of this 2022-nucleotide messenger RNA. RefSeq lists its product as hypothetical. The record is from RefSeq and is a predicted model, not a curated record. The coding region runs from base 1 to 2022 and encodes 673 amino acids. Lineage: Eukaryota; Fungi; Basidiomycota; Ustilaginomycetes; Ustilaginales; Ustilaginaceae. The transcript has a single exon.
AUGCCGCCGACCAAGUCGUCGAGGUCGAGCAAGGCAUCCAAGGCAGCCAAAGCCAUUCUGCAUCCCAAGUCGACCAUCGCUGCAGCCAAAUCGAGUAACACGCAACGUGCCAGCAUGGAGUCGUCGUCCAGUCGAGAUGCCCCUCAAUCCGCAGAUGCGCCCGCUUCUACCGUCAGAAGAGCACCCUCGAAUACCAGCAUCUCCUUCAACCUGGCCAAACCACUUCCUUCGGCACCUUCUUCCACUGCAAGUCCAGCGUCUGUCAAUGCUAGCUUGCCGCCUGCGGCCUCGGCUCCGACUCCGCCUCAAUCUGUGCUUGCACCUGCCAUCAACACGGACAUUCUCAGCAUGAAGAAGCAGGCAAUGGAACGAGUGCCACCUUUACUCCCUGCUUCACUUCCUCCAGCAAUCGCACGGGCCUCGAGUGGAUACACGUCUGCUGCACCUGGUGCUGCUGCUCCAUCUACAAAGGCGGCUGACGCUGCUGCGCCAUACACGAUCAAUGACACCUCCGCUGCCUCUGCCAAUGCUGACCUUCGAGCCAACGAAUCGGAUUUCAUCGACGUGCCUGUAUCAGAGUCGGCCACCAAUGAUGCAAAAGAAAGCGAGGCUUUUGCCGCGGAGGUUGCAGCCGUAAUCUCCAAGUCGGAACCGGAUGCGCGCGAGCCAUCGAACUUGCAAGCCGUGGCAGCAAAUGGCCCAGCUAAGAACCUCGUCUCCGAUACGAUUGCAGAUCUGCAAAAAGGCGAGAGCGCUUCACCUCCCCCCGCUGAGCAGCAGGCCACCCCGCUUUCGACCGACCAAGUGAGCUCCACAGCUGCCGCUGCUGCCAGAGUUGCUACCUUUACACCUCCCGAACUCACGCGUCUGCAACACAACACGUUUGCGUCUCGACCCUCGGAUGCAUCGCGUGCGUCGCUGCGAGACCUUGACCCUACGGUGCUUCCCACACCGCUACGCCCGAUCGAUCGACAGGCAGGGAUCGUGCGAGCGCCCAGCCACGUGAUCAUCUUUGGAUGGAUGGACGCACCCAUUCGGCUCGUAGCCAAAUACGCGCAACCGUACACGGUGCUCUUUCCCAAUGCCACCGUGCUGAUCCAACUGUCGGACGGCAAAAGCUAUCUUGCGCGUGAGGACGUCAGGAGAAAGCAGCUCCAGCGCGUCAUCGCCGAAAUCUCGUCUUCAUCCGCAGCCAGUGCAGAAGACAGGCCGAUCAAGAACAACGAGGCGAAGGAUGUGGGCGAUUCGACCGUAACGCUGAUCGAUCACAGCGAAGCUCUCUCUGCGACGUCGGAGGAUGGCGCAAACCAAGCCCCGCAGCAAGGCGGAUUCGUGAUCCACAGCUUCUCGGACGGAGGUGCCGGCAACCUCGCGCUCUUCCUGGACGAGAUGACGCGUCGAGGGGCAACUUUGCCAAGAGUUCAUUCGCUCAUCAUGGACUCUAGCCCUGGCAAGUCCAAUCCCAAGUCUGGCUCGGUAGCCUUUACCAUGCACCUUGCGAACCGACCACGGCUGAGGGCCAUCGUCCGCUUCUUUGUCUACAUCGGGCUGUACCUUCUCAAAAUCUGGACAAAGGUGACGGGCCAGCCGGGCAGAGGAGAGCUGAUGCGCAGGCGACUCAAUUCGCUCCGAAGUUGGAGCUGGGUCACAGCUUCCUACACACCCAAGUCGCAGGCGGAGCACAAGUCGGCAAACGCGAGUCCUGAAGCACAGUAUCCGCCAAGGAUGUACAUGUACACCAAAGCGGACAAACUUAUCCCGUGGCAAUUUGUCGAGGAGCACGCCGAACAGCUUGCGAGUCUGCGAAAGAUCCAACCCAGGUUGGUGCAGAUGGAGAAGCAUGACGACAGAGAAGCCUUGCUGAGCGCUGUCAAGGCGAAGGAGCAGGCCGAAUCGGCCGAUUACAAGGUCGAGUUGAAGAGAUGGGACACUCCGCCUCACUGCAGUAUCGGUCGAUCCGACUUCGAAGGAUACUGGGCUGCUGUUAUGGACUUCUACGUCAACGUGCUCAGUCGAAGCUAG